AUGAAAAACUCGAUCUACGAUCGCCUUUGGCGCCGGGAAUGCGGGGAAUCGUUGCGGUAUGCUGGGCUUCGGGGAAUUUAUGGAUCUAAGGAAUGGGUCAAUGAUCUUGACAUUGUGAAUGAGCUCGGUGGCCAUACUGGAUGUGUCAAUGCUCUCAGUUGGUCAAGUUCAGGGCGUCUGUUAGCAUCAGGCUCCGAUGAUAAGCACCUCAAUAUCUACUCCUACCAACCCGACUCCUCCAAUGCUCCGUUCGCGCUCAACACAACCGUUUUCACCGGCCAUAGAGCCAACAUCUUCUCCGUGAAGUUUAUGCCACACUCGAAUGAUGGGACUCUGGUUACAUGCGCCGGCGACUCGCAGGUUCGCGUCUUCGAUAUCGAAUACUCAAAUAGGACUAGUAAUGAUGCCGCUACCACCGCAUUUGCGGCUUCCACUCGGAGGCGGCGCUUCAACGAGUUCUUCAGUGGCGCGCGGUAUCUAAGUGACGGCAAUACCAACGCCAGAGUGUAUCGAAGUCACUCAGAUCGCGUGAAGCGCAUUGUCACCGAAUCUUCCCCAUUCCUCUUUCUCACUUGCUCUGAGGAUGGUGAGGUCCGCCAGUGGGAUCUGCGACUACCAUCUAGUGCAUACCCUCCAUCGCGGGGCGGUCUUAGCCUCAUGACACAGGGGUCGGGAAAUGAUGACUCUAAUGUUCCGCCCCCCUUAAUCUCAUACAAGCCAUACAGCUUGGACCUCAAUACGAUUUCUUGCUCGCCGAGUCAACCGUAUUAUAUUGCCUUGGGUGGUGCGCACGUCCACUGCUUCUUGCAUGACAGGCGGAUGCUUGGCCAGGAUACCUCCACUGCAAGGGGCAGCAGACCUACACCAAGCGCCGGCAGUUCCGCUGAUGAGGAAAUGAGCAAGGCGACGCGAUGUGUGCGAAGAUUCGCACCGGGUGGCAAGCAUCAUAUGAAGUAUGUUGAUGACGGACACAUCACUGCUUGUAAAAUCAGUGACGCAAACCCCAGCGAGAUGGUUGUUAGUUGGUCUGGGGAUCACAUCUACAGUUUCGAUUUGAUUCGCAGCCCAGAUGCCAGAGAGACCCGGGCCGGCAAUAAAUCGACCACCAAAGGCAAGGGUCAACGGGCUCGCCGUAGUUCACGGAGCCGAAAGCGCAAGAAGCCCACGACGCCUUCAUCGCAGGAAAGCGGUGGUCGACACCAGUCUCGUCGUCGCUCAGCAGAGUCAGAUACUUUUAGAGCCCAGCACGAGAAUGGCGAGGAAGAGGAUGUUACAUUUCCCACAGCCUCAGAUAGUGAUCAAGGCAUCACUUCCCAGCGUUUGCUCGAGCAGGCUCGAUAUGCUGUACUAAACGAGUCCCAGCGAUUGAGCAUGCAUAUUGCAAAAAGGUUGGUAAAACUUCGACAGACUUUGUUCUCUCUAGAAACUACGGUUCGGGAGGCCGCAGGGUCCGGGGACGUGAGACCCGAAUCGUACUCGGGAUCCUUUACAUCCGCUCUGGAAAUUGCUUCGUCGCUUCUUCCACAAAUGGGCGAUAUCAUGCGCGAAUGGAGCUACCCCAUGAACCCUUCACGGGAGACUGUUAAUCUCCAACAAUCACUUCGUCGCAAUCGUCAAUCUUCGUGGAGAUUUGUCCAAGCUGCUGGUACGCUAGCUCACGCGUUAGCAGACCAAACGCAAGAUCCGGAAACAUCAAACUUCGAGAUGAUCAAGCCUGCGCCGGGCGAAGACGACCCUAUUGACCCAGUGGCCCUGUUCGGUUAUGAAUUCCUCCGAGCAAUCCUUCUCUGGCUUCAGGGCGGCAGGCAGCGUCUUCUUGAGGGUUUUCAACGUCGCAAUGCCCCUCGACGAUUACACAGCCGUUUCCCAAUCCCGGAUGAAUCCGGAGAGGACGCCAUUGAAACCAUUCUGGUGCCUUAUAUUAUGGAAUUGGCGCGAGACACUCCGAUUGUGAAUGUCGAUGCGAACAGAUUCGAGCAUGACAGUACGCGCAUCCUGUUCCAAACCCAACGGGCUGCUAUGACAGCAUUUGGAAAUGCUGUCAAAUUGCCCUUGGAAGAUCUCGGAGGCUCAGCUGCUAGGUUCGACAGGCGUCGUGAUUCUAAUCCUACGUCACAGAUCCGCUCUCUCGACCGUGCCUCUGCGAAGAGGUUCUGGGCUUUGCGAGUAGGAAGAGGAAUCUUGAUGGAGGCAGGUAGGGAAGUAAAUUACAUAUUUGUCGACAAUGCUUUCGGCGGUCUCCACGCUACAAUGAAUGGAUCUGAGAGCGACUCUGGUGAAGAGAGAAACCAGACAGAUAUUGACCCUAAUGAGGAGGAAGAACUCGCCAGGGCUGGUAGUUCUGUUGCCAGGCAUAAUAAUCCUCGGCCUGAAAGCUCCCGAGGCGGUGCAACAUCUUCUUUUAAUGGCAGCGUUGAUGCAGAUGAAGAUGAGAGCGAUGGUAGCCGGGCAGAGGAGUCAACUGACGAUGAAGAGCUUGAUGGCUGGUCCUCGGAUUCAUCUUUGGAUGAAGAUGGCGAGGAAUCUGAUUCAGAUGAUAUCAUAUCCCGGAGAUAUGCCAUUCGAAAGGCGCAACAUAAAAUUCUUGAGCGUCAUGUUCCAUGUGUACCUCAUAUGCGAAGCUAUCGCGGUCACUGCAACGUCAAGACCGUCAAGGAUGUCAACUAUUUCGGACUUAAUGAUGAGUACGUGGUCAGCGGCUGUGAUUCUGGUCACAUAUUUAUCUGGGAUCGCAAAACAUCAAAUCUGGUCAACAUCCUAGAAGGUGAUAGUGAGGUUGUCAAUGUUGUUCAAGGCCAUCCUUAUGAACCAAUGAUCGCUGCCUCGGGAAUUGACAACACCAUCAAAAUCUUUUCGCCAGACCAAAACGCCCAAGAGGAUGCCCGUAAUGGUGUGAACAUCCUCGACCCCGACAAUCCAUCCAACAAGUUUGGACGAACCAACUCGACGAUUGGCGGUCUCGAGAGCCGAAAGCGAGUCCAUGAAAGCUACCGCAUCAUGAGCCAAAACGAUGUUGAGCGUCGUGGCGGUAUGAACGAGGCACACAUCACUCGGAGUAUGCUUGAGCGUCUAGCUACCAACCUGAGAGGCGGACAUGGUGGCCUUGGAGUUGGAAUUGAAGAUAUUGGCUCUCCUGGUGAACAUCGAACUAUUGUUAUCGAUGAUAAUUGCUCGGUGAUGUAA
Penicillium griseofulvum is the source of this 3183-nucleotide messenger RNA. RefSeq names its product WD repeat-containing protein. Gene Ontology annotation, biological process: negative regulation of fatty acid biosynthetic process. Lineage: Eukaryota; Fungi; Ascomycota; Eurotiomycetes; Eurotiales; Aspergillaceae. Bases 1 to 3183 code for a protein of 1060 amino acids. The record is from RefSeq and is a predicted model, not a curated record. The transcript has 5 exons. Gene Ontology annotation, molecular function: protein binding. Gene Ontology annotation, cellular component: Cul4-RING E3 ubiquitin ligase complex; cytoplasm.